AGGCGGAGGGGCGGAGCAGUUCGUGGAGGUUUAAACCUGUAGCCUCUCCCCUUCUCUUCACCAACAUUCACACUCACGGUGGCAUCGGACAAGAACUUCAGUCAUACAAGGAACUUUUAUGAGCUAAAAAAAAACCCUGGGCUGCCUGGUUCUGUUUUUCUUUUGCAAAUCUUCAGAGAGUAAAAACCCUUUUCUCUCUCCGAUUACUGCCACAAGCAAAAGCUGAGAGACAGACGUAUCCUUUCCAACGUGGGUCCCAGUGGACUUUGUGUUUAUCAGCUGUUUUUGCUGCAGCUGGAGCUGUUUCUACAAUACGGUGUGUCGUGGCUGGCUUUCUCUGAAUACAGCUGGAGAAUAAGAGCAUAUCUAACAAAAUGCCAAGGGACUGCCAGACAGGCAGGCAACAAACCAGCUGCCAAAUGAGUUUAUUGUCACCACCUCCUCAACCAGCAGGAGUAGCAUCCUCAUCGUUGCUGUUGUUCCCAAAACCAAACUGCCACCCCAACUUCUUCAAGAAGCACCCGCAAGAAAUCUGCCAGAUAAGCUGCAAAGAAAGCUCCCUAGCUGUCGUGGAGAAAAACGGGAGCGUUCUCAUUUUUGACAAAGAGGGCGAACACAGAAAACCCGAAUGCGUGAAUUCAGGAAAGGACACGAGGGUGCAUUCCUUGGACUGUGGAGCAGCUCAUAUGCUCAUUCUCUCCUCGGAUGGAAAACUUUCUGAGCACAGCAUUUCAGCCCCAGCUAAUAAGUCGGAGAUGAGACUGCUGAAAGAAUUAAGAGACAAAUACAUUGUCCAAAUCGCAUGUGGGGACCAUCAUUCCAUGGCACUGUCUAAAGGAGGUGAGCUUUUUACCUGGGGACAGAACUCACAUGGUCAGCUUGGAGUGGGGAACCAGACUGCCUUUACCGACAAACCACAACUGGUACGGGAGCUCAGAGGCAUCCCACUGGCUCAGAUUGCUGCAGGAGGAACUCACAGCCUUGCCCUGUCGCUCUCAGGAGCCGUUUACUCAUGGGGGAAGAAUGAUUUUGGACAGCUGGGACUUGGAGACACACAAAACAAAUAUUACCCUUCAUACAUUAGAGCCCUAGAACAUAAGAAGACUGUGUAUAUCUCGUGUGGUGGAGAGCACACUGCCGUUCUCUCACAGGAUGGGCUGGUGUGUACCUUUGGAGCUGGAGAUUAUGGGCAACUUGGUCACAACUCCACCCAGAAUGAACUGACACCUCGUAUUGUGGCUGAGCUAUUUGGAGCAAGGGUGUCUCAGAUAGCAUGCGGAAGAUGGCACACGCUCGUCUAUGUCCCCUCCUUGGGAAAAGUCUAUUCAUUUGGUUGUGGAGCAGAAGGGCAGCUGGGCAAUGGUGACACAUCUAAUCAGUUGAUACCACUGCCUGUCGAAUUACCUUCAGAGUGGGUGAAUGGUGGAAAACUCAACCAGGGAAACAGUACCUCCGAAAAGGUGAUUAAAAUUAUUGCAGGAGGAAACCAAAGCAUUGUGCUUUGCUUGAAGAAAAAGAAUCCAUAUGUUACUUUGAAUGGAAUUGCCAUAGCGGAAGACAAGGAAGUGGAUAAAUGGAUUUCUAAUUCGGAUCCUAAACAGUGGGAGAAUAUAAAGAAGACUAUUUGGCUGAUCUUUUCCUCUGAGGCGUGUGUCAAUGGAAGUUUCUUGGACAAAAGUAGAGACAAACAUUUCAGAACCUCCAAAGAAAUCUCAGGCGUAGAUAUGUCAGCAGUGCUUCUUUUUUAUGAGAAGAUGAACAAGAAACCAAAAGUCUACCAGGAGAUGAUCUCUGCAGUUAAGAAAUUGCUGUCAUCGCUGUCUUCCUCUCCCAGCUCACCUGAAGCUCUCAGGAUCUACCUGAUCAUUCCUGUCCUUUCACGGGGACAGGUUAACAUGUCUGAGUGUCUUCUUGAUCAGCUAGCAGAAGCCAUCCUGAGUCUCCAACAAAAAGACCUGAAAGUUCUUGAAUCCCUGUGGUCAAAUCUAGAAAUAUCCUUUUUCAAGGACCUAGUGAGCAUGUAUCAAAGCGUUUCCAGAAUCAAUCUAUCUCUUUUCAUCAUGCAAGUCAGAAACUCUGAAGAAGUCACCUGUGAACCACACUUGAAUAGGACUCUGAAAAUGCUGCAGAUUCUUUACCAGGUGAAUUCCAGUGCUGGUUUCAAAAUACAAGAAAACAACUUCUAUGUACCUGAAGUGAAAAUGAUUUGGGGAUGGAAUUUGCAUUUGAAUGAAGAAACAACUUUCGAGCAGUGGAACAAAAACCUGAUUUCAAAGUGUUUGGAAACAAGGGCUUUGUUGAAACUGACUGCAUACCCUUGCAUCUUUGACAUGCAAGAUAAGAUUGUGGUUUAUAACAUUGACCGCCAAAUUCUGUUCGGGAUAUAUAACACAAACUCUUUCCUGGCGCCACGAGGUCCGUGGCGUUUAGAGGUCAGAAGAGCACAUCUUGUGGAUGACGUGUGGCAGAAUUUAAGGAGCGCAGCACCUAAAACAUUUGAGAAAUUCUUGCAAGUGCAGUUCAUUGGAGAACAAGGUAUUGAUGACGGAGGGUUGUCCCAGGAGUUCUUCACUAUCAUUACAAGGGAACUGUGUUGUCCAGAAGCACAGAUAUUCAGACAUUUUGAGGACUCCAUGCUGAUUUGGUUCCCCUCCCAGGUACCAGGAAGCGAAGACACCUUUUCCCUGAUUGGCACUCUGUUUGGAAUGGCACUGUAUAACAUGAAGAUCGCUCCCUUUCAUUUCCCUCUAGCUCUGUACAAAAAGUUGCUGGAUAUUCCACCCACUCUAGAAGACUUAAAAGAGCUGUCUCCUACAGAAGGGAGCAGUCUUCAAGAAGUCCUGAAUGAAGACUGUGAUGACAUCCUUGAGGACAUGAUGAUAGAUUUCACAAUAAUGAAGGAACAAGGAGGAUCUAUAGUUUCCAUUGAACUUAAAGAAAAUGGUGCAGACAUUCCAAUCACAAAGCAUAACAGGAAAGAAUACGUCAAUGCAUACGUGAAUUAUGUGUUCAAUGAAUCGGUAAAGAAGCCAUUUGAGGAUUUCAGGAAUGGGUUUUUAAGAGGCUGUCCAGCUAAGAAGUGGAAGCUCUUCCUUCCUAUCGAGUUCCUGACUGUUUUCCGUGGACAUACAAAAUAUGACUGGAAGCUGCUGGAAGAGAAUACAAAGUACGAAGAUUAUGAAAAGUCUGAUCAAACCAUCAAGAAUUUUUGGGCUGUGUUUCAUGAACUCCCAGAAGAAAAGAAGAAGAAUUUUCUUGCUUUUCUGACAGGAACGGAUCGAAUCCCUGCCGAAGGGAUGAGACAUUUUCAAUUCACUAUUGCAGACUUUCAAAAAGAAAACCCAGACCUUUUCCAUCCUAUUGCCAAUACCUGCUAUCACAUCUUGAAGCUCCCAAGAUACAGCAAUGAAGAGAUCCUUCGGGAAAAGUUCCUGAAUGCCUUAGAGUUUUAUGAAAAAUUUAGCCUAUCAUAAAUUGUGGCCAAGAGCAAUUUAAAAAACAUUUUUCAUGUCUUACUUGCAAUAGUCUUCUAUUGUUAGCUCUUGUGGGAGGAGAAGCCACCAAAUCCUGUCUUUUAUUUGUACUUCACCUUAAAAACAUUCAGAUUCAUUCAUCCAUUGGGAUUGCACUUUAACAAAGGAGGUGAUUCUCAGGCCUGCAGUCAAAGUACCUAACAUUGUAGAACAGGUUUGUAAAAAGACACUGAACUAACUAACCAAAUGCAACAUUGACUAAACAAAAAUGUAUUAUUGUUAUUGGUUAAAUGACUUUUUCCCUGCAUAAUCUCUUACAAUGGAUAUAAACUCUGUGUGUGUGUGUGUGUGUGUG
Messenger RNA from Malaclemys terrapin pileata, 3828 nucleotides. RefSeq names its product E3 ISG15--protein ligase HERC5-like. Gene Ontology annotation, molecular function: ubiquitin protein ligase activity. The record is from RefSeq and is a predicted model, not a curated record. The transcript has 24 exons. NCBI's taxonomy places the organism in Eukaryota, Metazoa, Chordata, Testudines, Emydidae. Gene Ontology annotation, biological process: protein ubiquitination; ubiquitin-dependent protein catabolic process. The coding region runs from base 375 to 3473 and encodes 1032 amino acids.